GUGAAGGGUCUGUCGCUAACUGAGGCCAAACUUCAUUUCAUCAAAGCCUGGCAGGCGUUACCCGAUUACGGAAUCUCUCUUUUUGUCGUCAAGUUUUCCACUUCUAAACGAGAGGAAUUGCUUGGCGUGGCAUUCAAUAGACUGAUGCGAAUGGAUGUGAACACUGGCGACCACAACAAGACGUGGCGGUUCAAUACGAUGAAGGCGUGGAACGUUAAUUGGGAAGUGAAACAAAUGUUGGUUCAGUUCGAAGAGGAAGACGUGGCCUUUUCCUGUCUCAGCGCCGACUGUAAAAUAGUUCACGAAUUCAUCGGCGGUUAUAUAUUCUUAUCCAUGCGAUCGAAAGAUCAAAACCAAACAUUAAACGAAGAGUUGUUCCAUAAACUAACCGGCGGUUGGAUUUAGAGCUUAAGUCCUUUUCUAAUCAAAUUCAUUAUAAGUAUAACUCGAUUAACAUUAGUUACGGUUUAAAUGUUUUAACAAAACGUUUUAUCAUUUGAAUAUAAUGUGUCCUAAUUGUGAGUUUAACUUAAAAAACAGUUUGUCACUCAAUUAGUGUCAUUUUGGACUAUAAGUUAAUUACAUAAUUAUAUGAAAGUUUUAAUUUAAUUUACAAAACCAUAAAAUAUUUUGUAAAAACAAUUAUAUGAGCGAUUGGUUGAAUUGUUUGCCUAUUGUUUGGUACAAAUAGAUAUCAAAUCGUUAAAAGUCAAAACAAAUUGCAAUUAAUUAACUUAUUAAUUAUAUUCUAUUGUAAAAUCAAUACAAAAAACAAUGCAAUACUCAACGAAAAAUAUUGUAUAAAAUUAAUUGACAACAAUGUAUAUGAAGUUACAUCGAGAACGUGUAUAUCGAGAACACCACUGACUACACAUUACACUGUAAUUUGUUUUGGCCUUCAAUUUGAAAAAACCAUUGGAUAUAUUCUUUGGCCUUAGAUUUAUUGAAAUGUUUGUCUUUGAAAAGUCAUUUUAAAAGUCAAAACAAUGUUUUCAAUGCAAUUAAUUGGUUAAACACAAAGUGAGAGAGAGAUACCACACAAUUGUAAAACAACGUUCAGCCGAUUUGAUAACUUUUUUGUUGAGCGGCUAAUAUGUAAAGAUGGUCAAUCUAGGUCACUUAACUCUUAAAUGUUUGUUAUGAUUACAGAAUAUGGUAUAACUAUCUUUAUAACUAAAAACCAUUUAAUUAACAGUCAUUUUUACUGAUUAUCCAUUUUUAUUAAAAUAUUAUCUUUUAUUUCCAUAACUAAAACUCUAGACAACGACUCUUCACUUAUUAUGAAAUGUGCCUUAAAUAUGAC
Messenger RNA from Medioppia subpectinata, 1303 nucleotides. Lineage: Eukaryota; Metazoa; Arthropoda; Arachnida; Sarcoptiformes; Oppiidae. The record is from the annotation of a GenBank genome assembly.